GUCAAAAAUGACUUGUCACUUUUGACAGACGGAAAAAAUUUAUUUCUCGCCAAAAGCCGGUAUUCAUUCAUGUGUGAUUAUUUAAUUAGUUAAUUACGGAUUAAUUCAUUAUUCUGAAGUUUGCUAAGUAAGCAAAAAUGUCUCUACUACCUCUCGAAUCUAACCCUGAUGUUAUGAACAAGUUUCUUCAUUUAUUGGGCGUUCCUAGCAAGUGGAAUAUUGUUGAUGUUUAUGGGCUGGAUGGGGAUGCCCUGGCUUGGGUACCAAGGCCAGUGUUGGCUUUAAUUCUACUAUUCCCUUGUAGCGAACAGUUUUAUAAACAUGCUGAAGAGGAGUGUGCAAAAUUGAAAACCGAAGGUCAAACCCUUUCUCCGGAUCUGUUUUACAUGAAGCAAUAUGUUUCGAACGCAUGUGGAACGAUCGCACUUAUACACUGUGUUGCAAAUAACGUGGAAAGGGUUGGUCUCCAAGAAGGCCCUUUCAAAAAAAUAAUCCAAGACGCCAAAAAAUUAACCCCGGAAGAACGUGGUGAAAUGCUUCUAAAGUCAAAGAAUAAUGAAGCUCUUAAUUUGAUAACUGCGCAUCAAGAGUUGGCCAUGGAGGGACAAACUGAGGUAAAUCCAAACGAACAAGUUAAUCACCAUUUCGUAGCUCUAGUUGAGAAAGAUGGUCAUUUGUAUGAAUUAGAUGGACGCAAGGAGUUCCCAGUCAAUCAUGGACCCACAACAGAAACCACAUUUUUGGAAGAUGCUGCCAAAGUCUGUCGCGAAUUCAUUGCAAGAGAUGCCGAAGAUGUCAAUUUUACUGUGAUGGCGUUAACUGCUUCAGACAACUAAUUUUAAAAAUCACACAAGCAUUGAUCUAUUAUUUUGUAGUUUAUUUUAAUGAAUGUUAAUUUAUUUGAAGCUAACACGAAUACUAUACCAAAAAUGUAUUGAUGUGAUCAGUAAAUUUUAAUCAUCAGCAUGGCUUUUGAUGUGCCUUGCUUCAAAUUGUAUUCUUCACACAUUGAUCAUGAGAUUUGUAAUGGUGUAAAAUAAUAAAAAACGUUUUUUGAA
Molecule: messenger RNA, 1058 nt
Organism: Tribolium castaneum (red flour beetle)
Lineage: Eukaryota; Metazoa; Arthropoda; Insecta; Coleoptera; Tenebrionidae
Gene: Uch
Product: Ubiquitin carboxy-terminal hydrolase
Exons: 7
Coding region: 138-836 (232 amino acids)
Biological process (GO): ubiquitin-dependent protein catabolic process; protein deubiquitination
Cellular component (GO): cytoplasm
Molecular function (GO): cysteine-type deubiquitinase activity
Source: RefSeq, a predicted model, not a curated record